Messenger RNA from Girardinichthys multiradiatus, 6754 nucleotides. RefSeq lists its product as uncharacterized. The coding region runs from base 339 to 1208 and encodes 289 amino acids. The transcript is spliced from 4 exons. The record is from RefSeq and is a predicted model, not a curated record. Lineage: Eukaryota; Metazoa; Chordata; Actinopteri; Cyprinodontiformes; Goodeidae.
CAGAAUUUCACACAACACCUGUUAACCAAUCCAGCGAAUCCGCCAUUUUGUUUCUCGCAGUAUUCUUGUAGUUCAAGUUGAAGGACGCCGAAGCAGCAAGCGGUUAAAUCUAAAUGUUCUGUUGUUGGAUGUAUUAACCCACACCAGUCAUUACACCGUCCUCCUGGAUCAGAACCUCUUCGGAGUUCCUGGUUAAAUGUAUUUUUCAUGGAAACGUGUCGACAUCCGUGGAGAAAAUCCUCUUCGUUUGUGUGAAGGAGUGUUUCAGCAACCUCGGCCAGAAUGAAGGAGGAUUAGCCGAAAGACUCCGUCUGUCUGAGGGUCAGUUUCUUCUGUCUAUGGAAGCGACGGACAGAGCAAAGAGGUUAGCUGCAGAUAACGAAAUAUUUCCAGCUUGGGCCAAAGUUCUCCUGGUUCUGCUGGUUCUGCUGGUUCUUCUUGCUGUUUCUGGAGGCCUUUUAUUUCAUUUCAGACAUUAUUUCAUGUCAGUCUACAAGGUGGAGAUGGAUCCAGGAGUGGAGUCUGUUCUGCUGCCCUUUAAAACUACAGUCCGUCUACCUGAAGGAGUCAUAGUAACGUGGAGAAACAGCUCUGGUAGGAUGGUCUACAGUAAUUACAAGAUCUUGAACGAUUCCAGUGAAUCCUUGAGCUGGUCUGAAGAAGAAGAGCUUCAACACAGGCUGUAUAGAAACAGAACAAAGAUGAAGAUAAAACUAAAAUCUGGAGACUUCAGUUUGACCCUGAAGAACCCCACAGACAGAGACACAGACAUCUACACCUGCACCGUCUACAAGAGGAGCUCAGAUGAAAUCCUGACUAAGAAACAAGUGCUGCUCAAUGUCAAAGCUGGAGCUGACUCUUUUAUCAUAGCCAUAGACUUUGGUUCAGGAUACAGUGGCUACGCCUUCAAUGUCAGACCCAGAGAGGAAGGAGGUGGGACCCAGUUAAAGAGAUGGGGUGAAGAACUGGGACUGGACUCCCCAAAGACUCCAACCUGCUUCCUGUUGGAUAAACAUAAAAACUUCUGGAAGUUUGGUUAUGAAGCUAAAACAGCGUACAACAAGAUGAGAAGAGAAGAAGCUGAGAAACAUAGUUUAUUUGAAGACUUCAAGAGGAGAAUCAGAGUAAGUAAAGUAAAGAUCAGCAGAUCUUCUUCCUCCUUGGGUCCUGCUGUGACCUCUAUGAACUCACCUGUCUUCUCAGGUUGAAACUGUGUCUCCAUCUGAAUUAUCUGAGAUAGUUUAAAGCUGCUCUCUGCCUCCUUCACAGCUUUCCUCCUGUAGUCAUGGAAACAGGUUUUAACUCUGUGGGUCCCUAUAUAGCAAACCUAAUGAACACCUCUUUCAUUUCUUGCUGCACUCUGACUGGUUUUGAACUGGUUUCUGUACAACAGCUUUAAAAAGCUGAACUUUGACCUUUCUGUUCUUUCCAAAGCAGCUUUUUGCUCCUAGUUUUAGAGAAGAUCGUCUAUCUACAGCUGCAGUCUGAUGUUGUUUUCAGAUUUGUUCAACUUUUCAAAGAUCCAAAGUAGGUUUUCAGCUCAGCCUUGAAUUGAGGAGUUUUGGGUUUUAUUUUAGACAAUUUAUUGUUAUGAAUAUAAAAUGAACCCAUUAGAGUCAAAAUGUUUAAAAUAAAAGAAUGAGUUCUGGUCCAGUCUUUUAUAUCAUUAAAUAAUAACAUCCUAAUAUUAUAAUUUAAUAUUAAUGCCAUAAUUUAGUUGAAAUAACGUUUCAGUUUCAGUCCAGAAAAAGGAAACAUAAAUACGAUCAUAAAAAGAUGUGAAAUUGUUUCUGUUUUACAGAAAGAACAAGAUUCAUCCAAGUCAUUUCUAUAUGUUUAAUAAAUUGGUUUGUUGGAUAAAUUCAAUGAAUUAUUUUAAAGUGAACUUUCUUGACCUUGUUGGUGACUAAAUCCUUGUUAUUAUAAGUCCAGAUCAACGACCCGUUAAUAUUCAUAAAGUUAAUAUUCUAAUAAAACUGACAACGAGGAGUUAUUGGACAAUCAAUCAUAAACCUAAGAAAUUUAUUACAUUUUAUCCAAGAUAUUAAUGCCAUUAAUGAGAAUAUGUUUAUUCAGUGGUGUCUGUAUAUAUUGGGUCCAUUUCUGUUUUGUAGCAGCCUAACAGAACCAACUAGAACCACAUCAGAACCUGGACUGGAUUCUCUCUCAGAUACUAGAACAUCUAAAGUCCUCAAAAACUCAGUAGAUGUCAGAAGAUUUCAUUCACUAGUUGGAAACAUAAUUCAUAUUAUUUUGGAUCCAUUUCUCAUAAAAUAUUGAUUUAUUUUUGUUUUUCAUAUUUUAGUUUUUCCAAAUCGAACAUUAAUGUUGAUGUUUGUAGAUAAGAAGCCGACAUGAUGAAAAGUUAGACGACUGAACAGGAAUUUAGUCGACAUUAAAUCACAUUUAAGAAGAAAUUCAAUCCGUCCAAUUAGUUUAUUAAUAAGGUUUGGUUUUAAUCACCAUAAUCUGUUUGUCUCUAAUGAAAUGAUUGAUCCAGUUCAGCUUGAAGAUCAUAUCUGAUGUAUUGAAGUCUAACAUAUUUAAACCUCCUUGAUUAUAAAGAUUAUUUAGAUCAUAUCUGUUGAAAUAAUGAGAUUUAUUUUUCCAGACAAAGUCAUAAAGAGCAGAAUCCACUUUUUAUGAAGGAUUUAUGAACAUCUAUGAGUUUUUCAGGAUAAACUGAGUGAGAUAAUCUCUCUGUUUUAGAUCAAAUGAUUCUAGCUUUCAGCGACAGAUCUCUCAUGAUCCACGGAUCAAAUCUAGUUUUCAUUUUAGGAAUUAAAUGUUGAAAGUUAGAUAUGAUCCUCUCAGACUGAUCUCAACAAAUAUUAAUUCCCAAAUCAGUUUCUUCUUCUUUGACAGGAAGACCUUCAGUUUCUUUAUGGACACAACCUCUUUGAGAGGGAACAGGACACAUUUCUGAAUGUUUAAAGUAAGCCCAGAUCCUCCAGAGAAACAUUAAUACAGUCUAUAAUUUAUUUAUCUGAAACUCAUCUUUCAAGAAGAUAUCUGAAUGAUCUGCUGGUUGACAGCAUUUCAUUUCCUGACCUGAGACGGUGAUCCCUUCAAAUGAGUCCUUUUGGAUCUGCAGCAGUAACAUCUGCAUCACUCAUAAAAACAGGACUGGGGCAGCAGGAUCUCCCAGUUUAAUUCCCUGAGAAAUGGGAAAUCUCCCAGUGGUUCCCCACAGAAGUUUAACCAAACUGUUACAAUCGUUAUAAAAUGUUUUAAUGGCUUUUCUGAAGCAUUGACCAGAAUCUAGGAAGUCCAAAACAUCAAGUAAGAAUGUGUGGUUUACAGCAUCAAAGGCUUUAUAAAUGUCAAUAAACACAAUAUAGCUGCUGUCAGUGAUGUCAUCCUUAUAACCAAUCAGAUCCAGGAUCAGCCUAAUAUUGCUGCUUAUGGGUCUUCCUUGCAUCAAGCCUGAUUGACGGUCAUCUAGAACGGUCUCUAAACAGGACUUCAGUCUUUCUGCAGCAAUAUGAGAGCAAUGUUGCAUCAUUGUUAAUGAAUGUAACUGGCCUCCAGUUAUCAACCUGUACUGGAUCCUCAUCAGGUUCUGGUAUCAAUGUCAUGAAGUCCUGACACAUUGUUGGAGGCUUACAGGCUUCUAUGGCCUCCUUAGAAACAUCUAAUAAGAAGUCAGUGAUGUGGUCCUGAAACAUCUGAUCCAAUCCUCCAGGAAGGCCGUCAUUACCUGGGAUUUAUUGUUCUUCAGUUACUGAUUCAAUGUUUCACUUCUUCCAGGUUUAAUUCUUGAUCCCAGAACUCCUUUAGAUCUUUGUCAAUAAUUAGUUUUAUUUUUAAUUGUUGAGAGAAAGGGGAGGUUAUUACUGUCAGUUCUUUUAGAGCUUUUGGUUAAAUUCCUCAAUAAAGACAGAGAUUAGUUGAGUUUUCAGAUAUUUUAUAGUUGAUUUUAGGUUUAUGUAAAUGGUUGAUCAUUUCAUUUCAUUUUUCCAGAUGAUGAAAGUAUUUGUUGUUCCUUUCUCCGUUCUCCAUCCAUUUCCAUGGAGAGAGAACAUCAGCACCCUGAGCCAAACCCUGAUAAAUACGACCUAAUUCAGGUUGUAGUUCAGUAACUUAUUGAUAUCAGUCUGAGAAGCUCAUCGUCUUCAUGAACAACAAUUAUUUCUUUUACAACUUUAUUUUUCUCUUUUCUUUGGCUAAUUUCUUCCAUCUUUUAAUUGCAGCUUUUUAAAUUAGAAAUUCUGCAUAUUCCCAAUAUUUGCCAUAAAUAUUUUCUUCUACUGCAUUCCUCCAAUUACUGCUAAUAAUUUAUUUUAAAGAGUUUAUUAUUAAAAAGUAUAUUAUUUAAUAUGUUUUAUUGCCUGGUUUAUCAUGUGUAAGUAUAAAAGGAUUGUUUUAUGAUCAGUAAAUAUUAAUGUUUCUAUUUUAACGUCACUUUAAGUCAUUUGAGCCUAAAUCUAUUCUAGAAAUCUUAUGAAGAUCUUUUUAUUCCAAAUGGAUUUUUUUUGUCUCCAAAUAUCAGAACAAUUCAACAGCAAAUAUAAAUCAUGAAGUUCAGUCUGUGAAUCUGUGGAUUUUCUCUGUGGAAAAUCAUCUAUUUGAGGAUUAUUAAUGUGAUUUAAUCUCCUCCUAAAACUAGUUUUAUAUUCAAAAAGAUGUUUAAUAAAGUAUAAAUUUCCUCUUUAAAUUCCUUAAAAUAAUUCUGAUCAUUUGGCUUUUUUUGUAACCAUUUAUGUUCCCCAACACAGAAACAUGAUCCAUAAAUUCAGUGACUAAAAUAAUCCAUCUUCCAUAACUGAGCAACAUUUUUAAGUAUCUUUCCCUGAAAAGAGCCUCUUAAUAUGGCAACACCAGCUGAUUUAUUAUUCCUGUCAGACAUCCAGAUGUUUUCUCUCCACCGAGUUUUCUAAAAGCUAAAGUCUGAAGCCACAGCAUGUGUUUGUUGUAGAAAAUAAAAAGCUGCCUUUCUCUGUAGCUGAUCAUGAAUACUCCUUACAUUCAACCAAUAAAGUGAUCAAGACAGAAUGAUCAAUAGAUCAAUAAACUCACUUAAAGACUGAAGGUUGGUGAAUGUAGAAAAUGAUUUUCAUCACCUUGGGAAUGUGUCAGAAGCUCAGAGCAAACCAGGAAAUUGUCACUAAACCUGAAAUGAUAAAAAUGUUUCCUGCAUUUUAAUUGAACUCCUGAAAAACGGCAUAAAUCAGAGAUAAAGAAAAAGUGUCAGAAGACGAGGAAGUUCCUUAUUCCUCUGAUUUCCUUCCAUCAGUGAAGGUCCUGGCUCCAUGAAGAAGACUUUCUUCUCCUGUCUGCGUUCCUCAUCAAUAUGUGGCCAUAAUUUGUUGUUCAGCUCUUCAUCUUUGGUGGUUAGAUCUUCACCACAUUUUAACUUUCUGGUUCUGAGGAACUCGGAGCUCUUUGCAGAUUUCCAGACUAGAUCUUUGGUUGAUCUUGAGAUGAAUCUGAUCACUGGUGGAUUCUUGCUGCUUUCUUUCCUCCCAGUUCAGUGGCUCACAUCAAUGUAGAAACAUGGAUCUUCUCCAACGUCUGGAGCCAUGGCCGAGCAAAUUUCUAUCACUCGUUGCAUAACCUCCUUCGCUUUUUUAAACCAGUUAGUAAAGAUGGAACAGAACCAUCGUUCAUCUCUCCUUAUCAAAACGUUAGCCUUACUAACAACUGAUGAUUCCCUGCUGCUUACUGGGCUGAGGAUUUGGUGAAAGAGCAUAAAACAGAAAAUGUGUUCAUUACACUGGAAAUCAUUCAUAUUUAACAAUAAUGUCAAAUGAACAGUUAAACCUGAAAACAGUUUAUGAUCCUUUUCAAAUCCAGUCUCUACAGCAGCUUUGUAAAACAUGUAAUCUAUAUUAAAAUGUCAAAUAUGAACAAACAUCUGUUUGCAGCUCAGGGAACACUGAAGCACCAAGCUUGGUGAACACAUUUUAAUGUUCACAUCCGUAUAAUAAAUAUCCAUCAAUGGAUCCAUCAGAAAAACCUCCAUCUAAUCUAUUUAUUGUGAGGCAGCGACGGUCUGAGACAAAAUGAGGAUUUUAAACAGGUUUUAUCCAUAUGAGCUUCUGGACCAGGACUGAUCCUGUUGAGCUGCUGCAGUUUUUACAGCUUCUAGUUGUUGAUGUUUCAUCUCUGCUUACUGACCACAUCUUCAUGAACAUGAGAACUCAUGGAGGAUUUCUAUCUUCAUUCGUUUGUCUCAUUUCACAUUCAGUGUAGUUUGGAGAACAACUCCAAGAGCAAAGCUCAGGCAUCAGUAAUAACUUUGUGGAGGAAAAUAAUGUCCUCAUCAUCUCAUUGAAGCAUCAUGGUGAUGGGGACCUGUGCAGCUGGUAAGGUGUGGCUGCUGAUAAACUCUCCAGAUCAAGUCAAACAUGACCAAACCUCCACGUUUCCUUCACGUCUCUGGCAUCUAACUGACAAUGUCCUCUGGUUGGUGUUGGGAUAUAAUGUGCAGCAAAUGUUUUCAAGAAACAAACAUGAAGAAAUAAGAUUUAUUGCAACAUCAUGUUCUGGUCGGAGCUCUGAGGUCAACAUCUCAGCUGCUGCUGGAAGUCCCAGCCUCUAAAUGAGAAACAAGAGGUGGUCAUAAUGUUUUGGUCACUGCUUCUAUAUUUUAGGAUUUAUUUCCUGUCUUGGCAUUUCAGGCAUGAAGAAGCUGGUUGUCUACAUUUGCUCUACAGAAAGGAGACCUGGAGAUGGAUCUUAGUUGUUGAAUUGAUUUUAUUAAAUCAGGACUGCAUCUGGCAUCAAAACAGACAGGUCACAUCACUGAACU